AUGAUGAACCUGGCCUUUGCAAGAGAUGCAGCUGUGAAUCUGGACAUAAACAGGGAAUUGGUCUGGGCUCUGCCCCGGGGCGGAGCUGGCGGCGGCGGCGGGGAGGAGGCGGCGCGGGCGGAGCAGAGCCGGGGCUGGCGGGGGCAGCGCGGCGCGGGCGGCGGAGCGGCGGGAUGCGGCAGUGCCGGGCCGCGGGGCUGGCGGGGCUGCCGCCAGCGGGACGGAACUGUGGGGGCUGCAGGGACCGGGACCGCGAAUGCCUCUGUUUUUUUGGCUUCUUUCCGACCUCGUGCACCUCUUUGCUCCUUUAUAAAAUUUCUAUUGGAGAAAAUGGAUUUUCUGCGUUUCCUUCUUGUUUUCUUCUCGGCAGUGACUAUGAGCAGAGCCCAGGUGCAACAGGAGCCGGCGGCAGAGACCAGCGAGGGCACCGGCAUCAACAUCACCUGCUCACACCCCAACAUACAGCCCGACGGGUACAUCUACUGGUACCGUCAGCUCCCGGGCCGAGGCCCCGCGUUCCUCGUCAGCGCUUUUAAAGGCUCCAAGGAGGUGCCGGACCCGGAGGGGCAGCUGUGGGUGUCGGCAGACCGCCGCUCCAGCGUCCUGCGUCUCGCCCGGCCCCGGCUCGGGGACGCGGCGCUGUAUUACUGCGCCGUGGGCGCACGGGAAGCGAAGCCGGGGCUGCGUCCGGGCACGAACCGCUUGGGGCGGGGCGGGGGCGCAGUGCCGUCCGGGCCCGCAGGGGGCGCUGCUUGCAUGGCCGCCAAACUCCAUCCUCACCGGGGUGCGCCGCCCUGA
This is a messenger RNA of Lagopus muta (rock ptarmigan), 798 nucleotides long. RefSeq lists its product as uncharacterized. Bases 1 to 798 code for a protein of 265 amino acids. The transcript is spliced from 2 exons. Lineage: Eukaryota; Metazoa; Chordata; Aves; Galliformes; Phasianidae. Gene Ontology annotation, biological process: response to bacterium. The record is from RefSeq and is a predicted model, not a curated record.